Molecule: messenger RNA, 3023 nt
Organism: Plutella xylostella (diamondback moth)
Lineage: Eukaryota; Metazoa; Arthropoda; Insecta; Lepidoptera; Plutellidae
Source: RefSeq, a predicted model, not a curated record
ACCUUAUUAUACCUAUUCUAACUUAUAAUAAAUAAAACCUAAAACCUAAUUUUAAUAAACCUAAUAAAUAAACAUACUUUAAUUAAGUGAUCUAGUUCUAUUACGAUAAGUGAUAAUAAAAGUGUAGGUUCUAAAGUACGUUCUCACCGACAAACCGUUUCCAAUUAUAAGUAGCGAAUAGUUUCGUCCACUCGCGACGUCACCCUUUGUUCACCUUAGAUCUAGCGAUAAGCGACCGGCCGACUACGGGAGGGGCGCAUUGAUUUGCACGGCGAUCAGUCUCUGCUCACCGCUCUGGCAACUAGCCGCUCAUAAUAAAUAUCAUACGUACCUUGUCUGCGAGUACCUAACUCGUCAAAUCUAGACGUUAAUAUUUUUUAUAAUUCCUCAAAUAAGUGUUUAUACGUUGUUCCCAUCUGGGAACAACUACCGGACCGAUUAAAUCGGCCAAUCUAGUUCCGGACCACGGAAGACUCACCCUGGGCGACUGUCCCGGGCUUCCCCUCCCGCUACCUGAGUAGCUGACCUCGUCGGAUCCCUCGACCCCGACGUGGACCUGGACCUGGAGCUGCACCUGGACCUGGACCUGGACCUGCACUUCGACAGGAAGCCAAGGAGAGUGCGGUAUUUCUGGACCGAACCAGUGCGCGUGUGACACCAUUGACCUUGGCCUAACCGACGACCUAUCUACCUACUUAUUUAAAAUAAAUCUUUUUAAACUAAAUUAUGUUCGUCCUUUUAUUUCCUCACCUGUAGGAUUUAUUUAGGCGACAAUGGCGCCCAUAGACGUGGUUUUAAGGUCAAGAGGGUCAUACCGUACUGCGUAGGUAUACUCUUAGUUAUUCAUGGUGUUGGAUUUCAUUGGUGUGCUGUUAUUUUAUUUUGUUGUUUCUCAACUAGUGUACCCCUACGAAAACCCUAGUUUCAUUUCCUUGGUUUAAUCGUUUUUACGCCGUUUUUUUAAAGUACCACAAAAUUUACUUUUAUUAUGGUAUGUUUGUUUCGGCACACUAGUUGAGAUAUAUGUUGUUUCGCCUGUCUUUGCCUGUCCAUUAUAUUUUUUUGUGAUUUUUCCUUUUUUAUUUUUUUUCCUUAUUGCACUAUUACUACACUCGUCGUGGUGUACAAUUAUUGUUAUUUUUUUUUCUAAAAAAAAAUUACAAUAAUAGCUGGUUUUUGUACAUAUACUUUUAAGUUUUUUUUUUUUCUUCUUUAUAUUGUGUAUUUUAUAGGUACAUAUUUUGUAGAGCGGUUUGUACCGUAAUUUUUUUCCGGCUGUUUUCUGUUUUUUUUUGGGUGUUCUGUUUGUUUUCUUUUUGUGUUUUGAUUGUGUUCUCUUAUAUAUACUUUUUUGUUCUCCUUUUUAUAUUGUGUAUUAUAAAUAUUUGUUCAUUGGUUUUGCACAACAUACCUAGUUACUGCUUAUAAAAAUUUUUUCUUGCGCUAGAACUAAAAGGUCCCUACUGGAUAAUAUGGCUUAUCCUAUAAAAUUUUUACUCUUACAAAAGUCGGAAUUAAUGUAUGAGGUUGCUAUACGUGGUGAAGAUCCAUCCGAUAAAGUAGAGAGUUUACGCAAACAAGUUACCAAAUUAACUCAAUUAUAUCCACCUGAUGAUAUUCUUGAUUCGGUUUAUAGUUUUGAGGAUGACGUUAAGGGUUUACAAGAAACUCUUGCUAAAAUAAAAACGAAUAUCGAGUCCUUGAACAUAAAUUAUGUUGAAUCGCUACUCAAUAGAACUAGAUCACUAUUAAAUCACGUGUUUUAUAGAUUACAGCGAAUAGAGAAACCGAACUUAUCUGAACAAAAGAAUAUAAUAAGUAGUGUUCUUAAAACCUACGAGAAAUGUUUUUCUGCCUUCUCACUUUUAUCACAGAAAACUGUUAGUGAGCCAAACACUAUGCAAGACACUGCCGCGUCAAAUGAGGAUAUAGUUGCUAGUAAACUUGAUCAAUCUGAUCUUAAAAUCUCCGUGACUUGUGAUCGUGGAGUUUCUAAUGACCUCAAACAAUUGAAAUAUGAUGGAAAAACCUGUGUCCGUUCUUUCAUUCAAAGACUCGAAGAGUUCCGUGAGUCGAAAAACAUCUCGGAGUCAAAAAUGCUAGCCUCUGCGGUUGAUAUUUUAACUGGCGAUGCAUUACACUGGUAUCGUAGUGUCAAAAGUAAAAUACAUGACUGGAACACUCUAGUUUCACGUCUCAAAGCUGAUUUUGAUAUACUAGACUAUGAUUAUCGUAUGUCUUCUGAAAUACGGGAUCGAACCCAAGGGGAUGGUGAAUCUAUCACUAUCUAUUUAUCAAUAAUGGAAGGCAUGUUUUCGCGUCUUAGCAAUCCCUUGAGCGAUGAAGAUAAAUUAGAAAUAAUUUUACACAACAUUCGUCCAUGUUACUCGACAAUAAUUGCUGCGAGCCCUUCUUUAAAGUCUGUGGAUGACUUAAGGGUUAUUUGUCGGAAUUAUGAACAUAUUAAGGUUCGCUCCGAUAAUUAUAGGGAACCACCUUCUGUGAGCUCUAAAACGUUAGCGCCUGAGUUUGCCUAUCAGUCUCAACAUAAAAAAUACAAUAAUACACAGAGCAAACAAUAUUUUAACAAAUCUAAGCCUUUCCAAUCUUUUAAACCUGAAUCUAGUCCGGUUUUCGAGGUUCAAGCCGCUGAAACUGCUGCGGUGUCUAAACCUGAGAAGUAUUGCCAGCGUUGUCGCGUCAACACUCACUCAAUGAAGGAAUGUACGGCAGAACGUACAAUCUUCUGCUUCAAAUGUGGUAUGAAGGACGUACGUCUACCUGAAUGCCCUAAAUGCAACGGGUCAAAAAACUAAAUAAUGAAAAUUGUGGAGAACCAGCAGCUAUUUAUUUUGAUAUCUCGGAAUGGAAUAAAUGGCUGUUGACCAUUAAGAGUUUCUUUACAACUCAUUCUAUUUCCCCAAUUUUCAAUUCAAAACCGAGUGAAGACCCACGUCCCUAUGUCAAAAUACGAAUCAACAAUACUGAUGAUCUUGAUAUGUACGGUUUGCUUGAUUCUGGCU